Molecule: messenger RNA, 1808 nt
Organism: Lepidothrix coronata (blue-crowned manakin)
Lineage: Eukaryota; Metazoa; Chordata; Aves; Passeriformes; Pipridae
Gene: PPP1R15B
Product: protein phosphatase 1 regulatory subunit 15B
Exons: 1
Coding region: 1-1749 (582 amino acids)
Biological process (GO): response to endoplasmic reticulum stress
Cellular component (GO): endoplasmic reticulum; protein phosphatase type 1 complex
Molecular function (GO): protein phosphatase regulator activity
Source: RefSeq, a predicted model, not a curated record
AUGGGCGUCGGCGGCGCGAGGUGGGCGUGGCGGGGCCCGGCCCCGCCCCGCCCCUCCCCGAUGAGCGGAAAGCGCCGAGGCGGCGGCGCCGCCAUUUUCUGCCCGACGCCGCAUCAGGAUGGAGCCCAGACCCGACCCGGAGCCGCCCGCCGCCCGCCGAGCCCUCAGACCCGCCGCGCCACCACGGAGCGCCGCCUCGCACACCCCUCCGCACCGCUGGCAGCGCUGAACGGCCCCAUGGAGCACAGCGGACGCGAACGCGCCGGCUGGGCCCGGCUGGGCCUGGCCGCGGCCUGGCCGAAGCUGGCGGGGCCCAGCGCGGCUCCCGCCGGCGGCUCGUCCCAGGCGAGCCCGCCCUUCUCGUGGCUGCGGGUGCUGUCGCAGCUCCUGUCGCCGCUGCCCGCGCUGCUGCAGCGGCUGCUGCCCGGCCCCGCGCUCAGCACCGCGCUCUGCCCCGCCAAGGCGCCGCCGCCGCUCGUGCUGCUGCCCCAGGCGGAGGCCGCGCCGGGCUGGGCCGAGGAGCCCCCGGAGAAGCGGGCGGAGGGCGGCGCGGAGCCCCCGGCGGGGCUGUGGGGGGCCGGGCUGGUGCGGAGCGCCCUCGCCGUGGACUGGUACGUGCUGGGUAUGGAGCAGAGCAAGAGCCACCUGCCGCAGCCGCUGCGGGCCGAGGCCGUGCCCGAGGUCGAGUUCCUCCGCAGCAAGCGCCUGGCGUUCCUCCAGCGCUGGCACCUGCCCGUGCCCGACCCCGACCACGGCUACCACAGCCUGGAGGAGGAGCAGCAGCACAGGGAUGUUCGCCGGGAAGCUGCGGGGCGCUGGGACCAGCGGGGCGGUGCCGGGCAGCUGGAGCAGCCCGAGGAUCCAGGGAGACAGCCCGUGGAGCAGGAGGGGGUCCGGGAUGCGGAGGAGGAGGAGGAGGAGGAAGCGUUGCCUGAAGGGGAUGGUGAGGACUCGGACACAGAGCAAAACCUCCCGGUUUCGACCAGACCUGCGUGUGCGAAUAAAUUAAUCGAUUAUAUCAUCGGGGGAGUUUUCAGCGGGGAGGAGAGCGAGGGUGAGGAGGACUGGGAUGAUGAUGGUGAUGAUGAUGACGAUGACGGGUUCGACAGCGAAGAGCUUCCCUCGGACUCAGAGGCCGGCAGCCAGGACGGGGAGAGGCUUCACCUCUGGAAUUCCUUCUAUAGUUUGGAUCCCUACGACCCUCAGAACUUCACAGCCACCAUUCAGACAUCUUCCAGCGAUCCGGGAAGGGAGAUGUCGGAUGUGGAAGAGGAGGAGGAGGAAGAAGAAGAAGACUCGUGGGCAGAAUCCUCCUCAGGCUCUGCUCAUAGUUCUGAAGAGGAGGACGAGUGGGACUGUGGCAGCGUGGAUGAGGCAGAAAGCUUGAAACUUUGGAACUCGUUCUGUACCUCGGACGAUCCAUAUAACCCUCUAAAUUUCACGGCAGCCUUUCAGACCGCAGAGAAAAAAGGGACGCCGAGUUCGGUCCCUGUCGAGCACUUCACUGUGUGCCGGGUACAGCUGGAGAGACGCAGCUGUGGGCUCGGUGACUUGGGGCACCGUGGGAUUUUGUCCGGCGAGAAAGCUGCGAAUUCCAAGCGGAAAAAGGUAUAUUUUUGCUUUAUAUUCGUGUGUUUCGGGGCUGCUAAAAAAAACCCCCUCACAACAAACCCACAUUGCUCCGAGCAGUGCGGAGUGGGUGAGGUCAUUCCAGCAUUCCAGAUCUGCCUCCAUGAGCUUACGUGCUAAUUAUUUCCCUGGAAUUUUGUGCCUCAUCCUCGACACGUGAUGGGAAAUUUUGUCAACAG